Messenger RNA from Heterostelium album PN500, 1248 nucleotides. RefSeq lists its product as uncharacterized. The transcript has 3 exons. Lineage: Eukaryota; Evosea; Eumycetozoa; Acytosteliales; Acytosteliaceae. The coding region runs from base 1 to 1248 and encodes 415 amino acids. The record is from RefSeq and is a predicted model, not a curated record.
AUGGUCAUUUUUCAACCAUCGUCGACAACACCUGCAUCUACACCUCAGCAACUACAACAAUCUAUUUAUUUCAAUCUGAACAACAACAAUAAUAAUAACAACAAUCAUAGUUUCAAUACUUUUGUACAAAAUUCACAAUAUAAUCAACAGCAGCAGCAUCAGCAACAACAACAACAACAAUCAUUAAAUUCUUACUCUUUUAAUAAUUUGAAUCAAUAUAAACAACAGCAAUACAUCGAUACAGACUACAAUAUGAGUGAUAAUAUCAGUAGUAGUAACAUAAGCAGUAGCGAUAGCAUCAAGAAAAGAAAACAAGAAGAGAUCGUAAAGAUAUUACCUUUGAUACAGAAUAACAGCAAUCCAUUUGAUUCCUCUUCUUCGUCUUUACAAUCAAAGUCACACGAUGGUCUAUUUCUAUUUCAACAAUCUCCUUUCAUAAAUAAUACACAGCAACAUCAACAACAACAACUUCAUCAACAACAACAGCAGCAACUACAUCAAUUCUUUCACAAUCAACAACCUUUAUAUAAUAUACAACAUCAACAACAACAACAUCACCACUCUCAACAUAAUAAUAGUCAUCAUCAUCAUCAACAGCAGCAACAACAACAAAUUAGCCAAACAAUCGACAGUCAAUAUAAUAGUGGUAGUUUUACAAACAAAAGACAUCAAGUACAAAACAAAGAUGGCAGCAUCAAAUACAAUCAAAUCACACCCUCUGUUGCAAAAGAAAAGAGUUACACUGAGCAAAUCAAAGAAUCGUUGCGCUCACCUCAAUGGCAAUCGCAUCUCUCCAAGGAGUUUGACAAACCCUAUAUGAAGUCGUUUACAGUGAAUAAUUUAUUAUUAAAACAACAUCAACAACAACAACAACAAACAACUACCAAUAAUAAUUCAACAACAAUAUCAACAACACCAACAACAAUAAUUAAACCAACAAUCGAUUGGGAUUUGGAUGAAAAUGAAUCAUCAUCAACAUCAUCAUCAUCAUUGUCAUCUAAACAACAACAACAACAAAUGAAUAUUACCAAUUCAAAUAAUAGUGAUAAUAAUAAUAAUAAUAAUAAUAGUGAUACAAUUGAAAAUAUUAAUAAUAAUAGUUCUAUUAUUUUAAAAAAAAAUAAUAAUUGUAACAAUAUCAAUAGUCAUAAUAAUAAUAGUAAUAAUAGUAAUAAUAGUAAUAGUAACAACAACAAUAAUAAUAAUAAUAGUGUUUCAAUCAUUUAUUUAACAUUUAAAUUCUUAUAA